Molecule: messenger RNA, 2640 nt
Organism: Lytechinus variegatus (green sea urchin)
Lineage: Eukaryota; Metazoa; Echinodermata; Echinoidea; Temnopleuroida; Toxopneustidae
Product: heparan-alpha-glucosaminide N-acetyltransferase-like
Exons: 18
Coding region: 126-2009 (627 amino acids)
Source: RefSeq, a predicted model, not a curated record
CCGUCGACGCGUCGCGGUCUACGUCUGUCGAUCCCGUGAUAUAUUUAUCAAGAAGUUUCUGCAAUUCUGUGAAGUUCCUGAGCUCUGGAAACACCUUUUCUCACUGGUGGUUAGAACAAGUCGGAAUGACUGAUGAAAAUAUGACGUCUUCGAAUGCUAAGUCUAUUGUCCUUCUAUUAUCUUCAAUUUUAUUCAGUACUCUUUUAGGGGGUCCAUCUCAUGCUGUGAGCAGUCCAGUGACGAAUGAAGAAGGUGUUUAUCAGUUUCUCGUCACCCAUGAAAAUGUCAUCUCCCACGACACAGCUUUCAUCUAUGUUUCUAAUGGCUUGGAGGAAAAAAUAAGCAUCUCAAUUCAAACCACAGAAUGCUACAAGUGUAAACUGAUAUUCCUUGGUUCUGUCAAUGUGAGGGAGCUGGUUGAGGUGCAGGCGGAUACAUCAUGGCCGAUUACCAUGGAGAUAAGCUUGAAAGACGAACCUCCAAACAAUGCAACUGUAUGCAGUUUGACUCACCACUUUAAACAAAAUGGAAACUACACGUGGUAUAUAAACAGUAAGAAAUCAACGGACACCUUCGACUGUAAAUUGGUCACAAUGAAUAAUCCGCCCGAUGCGUUUAUCCCUAUCUACGUAACCCUUGGUAUUUUUGCUGGAAUGGCUUUGUUCUGUAUUCUUGUUAAACAGUUGUUAAAGUCUACCGCAACCCAUCGCUUUCUGAAUUACUUUGGUAUGGAGAGAGUUGUAUCAAGUGAUCUAGGUACGCCCGCUAACCCCGUUUCGGAAGCUGACUCAAACAGCAUCCAAAGACCUAGUCGGGACAAACCAAAGAGACUCAAAUCCUUAGAUGCUUUUAGAGGGUUCAGUUUGGUGAUCAUGAUCUUUGUCAACUAUGGGAAUGGAGGAUACAAAGCCUUCUUCGGACAUUCAACGUGGAAUGGUCUCACUGUUGCGGACUUAGUUUUCCCAUGGUUCAUAUGGAUAAUGGGUGUAUCCAUCACCAUGUCAUUCUAUGCCUUGCUGCGCCAUGGUGUUUCCCGCCGUGAGAUGAUGUAUAAAAUUGUGAGGAGAUCCAUCAUUUUAUUUGGUCUUGGCAUUAUCAUAGAUGGAGGGAUUGACUUUUCAACCUUCAGAGUACCUGGUGUCCUCCAAAGAAUAGCAAUCUCCUACUUGGUGGUAGCGACAGUCCAUCUGUUCUCGGUCAAGCACAAAGUGGAGGAAUACAGAAUCACACGUGCAGUAUACAGAGAGUUGCGUGAUUUGUUGGAUUACUGGCACGAGUGGAUCAUUAUGCUGAGUUUUCUCGCCCUUCACGUUUGUCUGACGUUCCUACUUCCUGUCCCUGGCUGUCCAACGGGGUAUCUUGGACCCGGUGGACCUUUGGUUGGUGAAAACGGAUCGCUGGAGAACUGCACGGGAGGAGCGGCAAACUACAUCGACAAAGUCAUCCUGACGUAUAAUCAUAUAUACCCUAGAGGCACGCCAAGGAGAAUCUACAAAACAACAGUACCGCAUGAUCCAGAAGGAAUUCUUGGAACUCUAACUUCAAUCUUCAUGACCUUUCUUGGAUUACAGGCCGGCAAGAUAUUCCAUUUAUUUUCCUUCGCAAGGGACAGAAUCAUAAGAUUCUUGAUCUGGUGUGUUCUAACUGGUGUGAUUGCUGGCGGUCUCUGUGGUUUCUCAAAGGAAGAGGGUAUUAUUCCCGUCAAUAAAAAUCUAUGGUCGGUAUCAUUCAUACUCACCACAGCCAGCAUGGCAUUCUUCCUGUUGGCUAUCUUCUACUAUCUUAUUGACGUUCAUCACUUGUGGACGGGAGUCCCAUUCUACUUCGUUGGAAUGAAUUCCAUCGCCGUGUACUGUGGAUCGGAGGUUCUUGGGGAUUACUUUCCAUUCUGUUGGAAACCAGUCUACAACACUCACGCAGAGCUCUUGGCCAUGAACGUCAUAGGUACAGGCCUAUGGGUCGUUAUCUCAUACUACAUGUACACCAUCAACUUCUUCGUCAAAGUGUGAUGCAUCUCCGUCGUUUGUUUGAUACCAAAAUCAGUGUUAUUAAUGCAAUAAUCUCUCCUGAGAAUAUUUAUGAAUUAUUUAUAAACGAUUUAUUGAUAGUGCUAAUAAUAAUGAAACAUUUUUGUAUAGCCCAAAAUACAUAGGCAAAAUUGCAUGUCUCUUAGCACUUUUUACUAGUGGAGAGCACUGGUUUCCUUAUUGUUUACAAAUGCGAAAUGAAUGUAAUAAUGAUAAUCAUUAGUAUUUCUAAUACGCACUUUCUAAUGAAUCAUUACCCAAGGCGCUAGAUAUCAAAUGAAGAAAAACCUUGGAAAUAUUCACAAUUAAAAUCAUCAAACAUUACAUUCAUAUGAGGAAAAAACAUGGACUUCUCUAAUAUGAUUGUGAAAAUAGGUAAUAUUUGACUCUUGAUUGGAAUGACUUAAGAGUGUUCAUAUUCCUGAUAGUACUUUGCAGUCUAUUCCACAUAGCUAAAAGCCCAAUCUCCAGUACUGCUUGGUCCGGCAACGAGGAAUCACAGGGGUCGAUAUAUGUGGAAGAUCGUAAGGAAUAGUGGCCCUGCUUCUCAACAAGAAGAUCCUUGAUGUAAGUAGGUGCUUCAUCAUGAAGAGCUUUGAACACCAAUAAAUGU